Messenger RNA from Aspergillus ibericus CBS 121593, 2020 nucleotides. Its product is annotated as S-adenosyl-L-methionine-dependent methyltransferase. Gene Ontology annotation, molecular function: O-methyltransferase activity. Lineage: Eukaryota; Fungi; Ascomycota; Eurotiomycetes; Eurotiales; Aspergillaceae. The transcript has 5 exons. Bases 492 to 1757 code for a protein of 421 amino acids. The record is from RefSeq and is a predicted model, not a curated record.
CACUACUGCUACCACUACUACUAUUACUACUAUUGCUUGGGGAAGCCUAGCCCGAGGUCUCAACACCACCUUCUAAUGGACCCCAAGCUCAGUAACGGACGCUGUGCCUGAUAGUCUCACAGGCUAAGCCUGCGGCCAAGAAAAAUGCCCCUCGGUUAGACCCUGGGCUUUUAUUCCUCCCAUUUGCUAUCUAGCCCGGCUAUCUGGCACCAGAGUACUUCGUCUUACUCAGCGCUAACACGCUUUGUGGAUAGUACUAUUAUAUAGGUCUGCAGGACACCUAUCAGAAGCGAUGCGAAGUCCUUUCAGCUACAACUUUCCAGCCAGGACCCACUGAUAGUAACGCAGACUGACAGCCUCAUGUCUCGAGUCAGCAUUUGAGCCUCAGGGUACAUAUAAAGCCAGCGUAUAUCCUACAGCUGUCAGAGCAUGAGAGCCAUUGCCCUGAUUGCUGCGCACUUUCCAGAUCUCGAUACAUCAACAAUCUCAGCAUGGAUCAAAUCGUUGCUCAAAUCCAGUCGCUCGCUAGGAGUGGCGAUGAAGCAACCCGAAAGACCAUCAUAGACACCCUUAGCAAUCUGUCCUACUCUCUUGAGACUCCCCAGGACACGAUGCAGAGAAUUUCUUACCUGCAUCUGCAACCCGCCUUGGUCAGGGUCGGCCUUGACCUGAAGCUGUUCAACAUCCUUAGCGAGAGCAAAGAGCCCUUGACCACCGAACAACUAGUCGCGAAGACAAACGCAGCGCCAAUCCUGUUAGGCCGUAUCCUACGCUACCUUGCUUCCGUCGGCACCAUCCGAGAAACAGGCAUCAACACCUUUACCGCGAACAACAUCACCCACUCCCUCACUAUCCCCGGUAUCCAAUCCGCCAUCUACCACAAUGUAGACAGCAUCGGCCCCGUGAUGUGGGCCCUCCCCGACUUCCUCCAAUCCACCAACUACCAAGACAUCACGGACCCCACCAAAACCCCCCUCCAAAAGGUCUUUAAUACCGAUCUCCCCGGCUUUAUCUUGAUGCAAACCAUGCCUGAGAAACUCGCCCACUUCCUCCAGUUCAUGGAAGCCCACCACAUGGGUCUGCCCACCUGGUUGGACGUCUAUCCGAUCCACGAGAAAACGGCCGACCUCCGUCCGGACCAAGCGCUCUUCGUGGAUGCCGGGGGCGCGAUCGGCCACCAGUGUGUCAUGCUUCGGGACCGAGUGCCCGUGCAGCAAGUGCCGAACCGCGUCAUCUGUCAGGAUUUCCCGUCUGUCGUGGCGCAAGGGAUCCCGCAUGACGGGGUGGAAAUGAUGGGGCAUGAUUUCUUUACGAAGCAGCCUGUUGAAGGCGCCCGGAUCUACUAUCUCCGGAUGAUCAUGCACGACUACCCGGAUGACAAGGCCGUGGUUAUCCUUCAGAAUAUCAUGGCCGCCAUGAGCCCCGACUCGAUCAUUCUGGUCGAUGACAUGGUCAUCCCAGAUGGCGGGGCGCACUGGCAUGCCACCCAGAUUGAUGUCUCCAUGAUGGUGUCUCUGGCGUCCAUGGAGCGGACGAAAGAGCAGUGGUAUGCUUUAAUGGAAAAGGCGGGACUGAAAAUUAAUCGGACCUAUACCUAUACGGAGAGUCUGGCAGACAGUAUCUUGGAAUGCGUGCCAGUUACAGAGGACAUCGUUCGGCGGGACCUAGCGUGUAACUUGAUGUUUUUUUUUUUUUUUUUUUUUUUUUUCUUUUGGACCAUUGGAACGAACCACGUGGAGAACCCUGUCAAACACUGAAGAAUUUCGUUCUAGCCGAAUGUGUCUUAUGCCCGACUAUCUCGGAGAUUGGGCACGACGAUAGCUUGCCGCCAAGCUUUGCUAAAUGACCAGGAUCAACUCGGUGGAUCCCUCUUUCCCUCAGACAUCACGGAACAGAGUUCCUGGGAACAGUGAGCCAUGCUGUCUGUACUCCGUACACCCCAGUCAAAUUACGCAAUGACCAUAGUCCCCUUGCCUAGAGGCAUGGGCAUGUGCGUUCACUGUUUUCCCGCCCUCCGUCC